Panicum virgatum (switchgrass) is the source of this 1226-nucleotide messenger RNA. RefSeq lists its product as uncharacterized. The transcript has 7 exons. NCBI's taxonomy places the organism in Eukaryota, Viridiplantae, Streptophyta, Magnoliopsida, Poales, Poaceae. The record is from RefSeq and is a predicted model, not a curated record. The coding region runs from base 20 to 862 and encodes 280 amino acids.
ACUCUUCUCCGACCUCCGCAUGCCCGCUGCCGCCGUUCGAAAAUUUCCCCUUGUUCCUUCAAAAAAAAAAAAUCCCUUGUCGAGGGUUUCUCUCCUCCCCCCAAAUCCCUCCGCGUCGCGAGAUCCUGCUCGCAGAGGAGCUGACGCGAUGCCGCCGAGGAGGAGGCGGCGGGCGCCGCCCGCCAAACCGCAGUCGCAGCCAGAUCCACAGCACCAGGAGCCUCCAGGCGCGGGCGCGCCGUUGGAGGAGCGGCUGGCGUGGGACAGCCACCAAGAAAGUGAGCGCCGGAUUACUGCCAUCAAAGCGAUAAAAGACGCAGAGGCUGGGAACAUACAUUCUCAGUUGCAAUUACUGCGGUCCUAUUUUUCCAAGGAGCAACUAGAGGCAAAUGCCUUGGAAUAUUUUAAGGAGAACUUGACCAAUUUAUCUGUUGUCCCUAAUGAAAAAUGUGAUGUGCUUGAGUUGAAAUGGAAUGAUGGCGACAAAUGCAUACUUGGAGACUUUAUAGAUGACAAGAUUCUGCAAGCCUCGAUUGCAUCAUUGCCAACUGCUGGCGGCCUUCAAUUCCCAGGGAAUUCAGUUGGGAAGGACUUCUACAGGCGCAUUAGCAGUUUCAGCGACUUUGGUUGGAAUGAAAUACCUGAAGGGCAAAUGGCAGGAACAUCAGAUGCUUUUCAGACACCUGGGGCUGCGAGUAACCGGCUGUCCUUCGGCAUGACACCCAAAACCGUAAGGUUACCCAAGAAUGGCGAGAUGCUCUUAUCUGUGCAUGGUUCACCUCUUGGGGUCUACAAAGAAGAAAAUCUAGCAGCUAUUCAGGAAUCUGGUAAUGGAGAUGGAGAUGGAGAUGCUCCCUGUUGAUGCACUAGAUGUACCAGGUGUUGCCAGCCAUUGAGUUCUUGACAAUAACAGUAGGCCUUGCUGAUCAAGAUCCUGAUACCUGUUCUAUGUUAACAAAUUGGUGUGGCUAGUCAAUGGUAUGGCGCUCAUAUCUUAAGGACUGAAGCUGACAACCAGCAUUGAAGUAUCUCUAAUCUCUUGGUUACUAGGUCUUAGAGCAUGUAGUGGAUAACCAAUGGCAGUAAUAACUGAUAGACUGAUUGGUGCCUCUCUACUAAAUGUACCCUGAAUUCAGUGUAUUUAGGCCACUCUGUAAUUUUGAAUUUGAUGAACCCCUGUUGUAGGAUGCCGACUUUCUUUCAGCAGAAAUUGCGCUUUCAGCUGU